UCCGCCUCCCUGCCGCCAUGGCGUGGCCGGGGUGGCUGCGGCGGGCCGGCUGCGCCCCGCGCGCUCCGCGCUCGUGCCCGACGCGCUCGUGCCCGACGCGCUCGUGCCCGACGCGCUCGUGCCCGACGCGCUCGUGCCCGACGCGGGGGUUCCGGGGUCCGGCCGGGGCCGCGCCGGCCGCAGGCGGAGGAGUCCGGGGGCAGCCCGUGUCCUGGAAGUCUUUGGCCUUGACGUUUGCCGUCGGGGGAGCGCUGCUGGCUGGGAUGAAGUAUUUCAAGAGAGAGAAGACGGAAAAGCUGGAGAAGGAGCGGAAGCGUUCGCUGGGGAAGCCGCUGCUGGGUGGGCCCUUCUCCCUGGUGGACCACCACGGCCAGCCCCGGACCGAUCGCGACUACCUGGGCCGCUGGGUCCUCAUCUACUUCGGCUUCACGCACUGCCCCGACGUCUGCCCCGAGGAACUGGAGAAGAUGAUCCAGGUGGUGGACGAGAUCGAUGACAUCCCGACUCUCCCGGACCUGACGCCCCUCUUCAUCACCAUCGACCCGGAGCGGGACACCCGAGAAGCCGUGGCGAGAUACGUUCGAGAGUUCUCCCCGAAGCUGGUGGGCCUGACGGGAGCCGCCGAGCAGGUGGACCAGGUGGCCCGAGCCUUCCGAGUCUACUACAGCCCCGGCCCCAGGGACGAAGACGACGACUACAUCGUGGACCACACCAUCAUCAUGUACCUCAUCGGGCCGGACGGGGAGUUCCUCGACUACUUUGGCCAGAACAAGAAGAGUUCCGAGAUCGCCGGAUCGAUCGCCGCCCACAUGAGGGAGCACAAGAAGGGAGCCGGCGCCCGGUGAAGCGUCGCCGGCGGAGGGGGGGAGAUCUGCGGGCCCGGCCGGGCCCCCGCGAGACGCGGAACGGCGGACGCGAGGGGAGACCGCCACCGUCCGGAUCCUUCCUCCCCGGGCCCCUCCGGGGACCGCUGGGAUUACCGGAGGGGAGGCGGCCGCGUGGGGGGGGACUGUGGGAUCGGCUCCAUUUUGGGGGCCCCCCCGCCCCCCCCGGAACCGAGGCGCCCCCAACCUAGGGUCCCCGUCCCCGCGACCGACGGCUCCGGCCUGGAGAUGUCCACCCGUCUCCCCCCUGCAAAUAAAGGAGUCCGGGGGGGGAUCCGGGA
Messenger RNA from Ornithorhynchus anatinus (platypus), 1165 nucleotides. It is a transcript of the gene SCO1, whose product is annotated as protein SCO1 homolog, mitochondrial. Bases 18 to 845 code for a protein of 275 amino acids. The record is from RefSeq and is a predicted model, not a curated record. Gene Ontology annotation, biological process: mitochondrial respiratory chain complex IV assembly. Lineage: Eukaryota; Metazoa; Chordata; Mammalia; Monotremata; Ornithorhynchidae. The transcript is spliced from 6 exons.